UGGCCAGACCAGACAGCAGACGAGAGUGGACUCUGGUCAGCCGCAGUGCAAGACUGUCAGUCAGUAGUAUGUGGAAACUGCUGGUCAUCGCUGCUGUUUGUGUGCAGCUGUGCUGUGCACAGUACCCGAGAUACCUUCGUUUCCCGGUUGGCAGAGGCGAUGACACCAAAUGUCAUGACAACCAGGUUGACAAGAAGUACAACAUCGGCGAUGUCUGGAGCUCUCCAUUCUCUGGCUGUAAACAGAGUCACUGCGUCAAGGACAACGGCGUCCUUUACAUUGACAGAUACCAGUGUCCGUCGGUGAGAACGCAGGUGGACUUCAAGAAGCUGAAGGCCAACAAUCUGUUCUGCCGCGAGGCUCGGGGAGACAGAAGGAAGCAGUUUCCCGACUGUUGUGCACGCCUUGUCUGUAAACACUACGUGGACGGGAAGCUUGUGCCGCUGCCGGCGCACAAAUAUCCCCUGCUCUAGUCAGGGAUGGGAUGAAACUACAUUUGCUUGAGUACAAACCAAAAAUGCCUGAAUGUUCAUCCGUGUGCUCACAUUUGGUGGAGUGCAUUGUUCUCAUUGCCGCGCGGGCUUUCAGUGCAAAGUUUGUGAUUUUAGUGCAUUGUGAACUUUGAGAUCCUGACUGAGAUCUGCAACAAUAAAAUAUAAAUUACACAGUUGUUUUCCCCCUGUGUAACAAGCUGCUGGCACCUACUUGGCCAGUUUGGCUUUUACCAAUGCAUCGUCGCUGCUGGUCACGUUAUCUUCAGAUAGAUUGGUUUCAACACGCGCUCGGAUGAGGGUCAAAUCGACCCCCUCGAAGGUUUUUCCGCAAUGGUUUCCGAACAGUGCGGCUUAAAGCUGUAGCAAAUUGAAUCGCGGACCGUUUGGUAAAACAAGCUUAGAUGUACCUUGUAAGGUCGCUCACCUAUGGCAGGUGAAAGUCAGGUCAUGGUUUCAGCGAAAUCAAUUUCUAGGGAAUCGUUCAAUCUGAUACAACACCGGAGUGUU
Molecule: messenger RNA, 1001 nt
Organism: Pollicipes pollicipes
Lineage: Eukaryota; Metazoa; Arthropoda; Thecostraca; Pollicipedomorpha; Pollicipedidae
Exons: 3
Coding region: 69-473 (134 amino acids)
Source: RefSeq, a predicted model, not a curated record